Molecule: messenger RNA, 1885 nt
Organism: Cololabis saira (Pacific saury)
Lineage: Eukaryota; Metazoa; Chordata; Actinopteri; Beloniformes; Belonidae
Exons: 9
Coding region: 103-1077 (324 amino acids)
Source: RefSeq, a predicted model, not a curated record
GAAGAAGUGGCCACUGUGUUUUGAGAUGGAGUUAAAUGAGAAACUGAAGCUGAAUAAAAGUGCAGGAAUGUAAACUUCGGCUCAGUGCUGAAACGGUUGAAAAUGGACGAAACUAGUCCUUUGCUGGGGAACCAGCCGCAGGACAGCCCAGCUGUUUUGUCUCCAAACCUGAGGCCCAGACACCCGGAUCUGAUCCCGACACCAUGUGGACCGAUAAAGUCCUGGUCUGAGCUGUCAUGCCCGCUCAAGCUCUACUUCUGCUUCACCAUAGCGUCUCUGCUGCUGCUGCUCGGCCUCACGCUGCCCUUCCUCAAGCAGGCGGGCAAAGAUGUGUCCGACAAGGAGAACUUCACCGUGUCUCUCAUCCAGCUGGUUGGAAUACUGUUCUGCAUGUACUACAUCAGCCGCGGCGUGCUGCAGGAGAACCGGCAGGAGCUGCUGGCCUUCAUGCUCAGCAUGUUGGUGCUCAUGAUCCGGUCCGUGGUCAACUUCUCCGUGCUGGACUCCAAGGGGAAGCAGGAGUUGCUGGUUCGCUUCGUGUGCAUCAUGUGUCUGGGCGGCGUGCACUUGUUCUGCACCACCUUCCUCCUCUGGAGGCCCAACAUGAUGGCGUUCAGGGUGGGCGGCGCCUUAAAGAGCCUGCAGGAGCAGUACUUCCUCCUCAACCUCUGCUUCUCCAUGGUGACCUUUGACCUGCAGGCUCAGCUGUGUCUCUGCAUCCUGAUCACGGCGCCGGACUCCACCAUGUUCGCGGCCAACAGCAUCAUCCUGGGCGUGGGAGUGGUGUGGGCCUGCCUGACCGACGCCGUCGGCGCCAUCGCGGUUUUAAAGGAAGCCAAGAUCUUAGUCUGGUCCUUCAUGGUCCUGAACCUUCCUCAAGUGGCCUUCUUCGUGUAUCUGAUGUACACGGUGGUGGAGCACUGGCUGCAGGACGACACCUACAUCCUGGAGGCGGCGGCCGUCACCGGGGCUUUGGUUUCACUGCUGAUCAAAGGCGUUUUAUUCUGGGGCCUCAUCAGACUGGUGCGCAGCUUCGGACAAGGCCUGAGAGAGAGAAUGUUCGCAGCCAGCAGGUGAUGAGACGUGGCGGAUCGAGGACGAAGCGGCACGUCCAGGACUGACCUUUGCACUGUGGCGUGAUCGCGGGGCUCGCUCUCCCGCCCUCUCUCUGUCAACCUGUGCCAAGCAUUUCAUUCACACAUUUAUUUACCCCUCUGUACGGUUUUUAACUUAUUUUGGCGUCUCGACUGUUUCUAAUCAGCUCUAAAUCCAGAUUUGGUCGACAUUUAGCUGUUUUUCUGGAAUAAUCACGUUUCUGUGUUUACACUCAUGCUUCCUCAUUGUGACCGCACUUCUUUUGUUGUCUUACUCUUAUUACUAAUUGUUACUUCUUAAACAGGCUCGUUUCAGGUUCGGUAGCUGCUUCUGUUUAACUCAGAUCGUGAUCAUGUUUGAAUCACUUCAGUCCGGUUCGUUCUUUAUAAAACUACAGUUAAAGCCGACUGGAGUCUCAAGGGAUUUGUACUUUAACUUGCACAGUGUAUGUAUAAUAUAUGAUGACUUGUUAGUAUAUUUUUGUAAGGUGACCAAUGCCCACAUGACGCAGUAACUGUCUUGCACUUUGCAUUGUUUUGUGUUUUUUUACUUUUGCUCAUUGACAAUUUUUCUUUUACUUUAUUUUCUGCUGCACUUUUUCCAGUGAAGUUUCAUAAUAAAACAUUAAAACCAAAAUUGUGUUUGGAUGCUACGAUCAUAAACCGUAGAGGAAGAAGUGGCCAAGUACUCUUAAGGCUUUAAGACCAGGUCCAAAUCUGUGCUGGUGCUCGAGCCAGUUCCAGACAGGGUGAACAAAAAACUGGAUGGGGUUUCCUUUGGCUGGAGAGAC